AUGGGCCUAACUACGCAAGGAUGGUUCACUACUUCGGUCUUAUUCAUCACUUCGCUUACUUUCUCAUUUGCUCAGAAUGACCAUUGUUUCCGAUGUGCCAACAGCUUCAUCUUGAUGCAUUGGGAGCGUUUUUUACCAAUUCAAGCAGAUGAUGAACUUGUAGAAGAUUCUACAUGUACCAAAAUAAUUGAAGGUUCAGAGGUGAUUCGAUGCAGUGGCCCAUGUCUUACGCUAAAUGUAACCUUGAAAGAAGGAAAUAAUACUCGAAUUAUAGACUGCCAGAAAAAGUACUACAGAAGGGAGCGAUACAAAAAUAAUCAAAACCGUAGUUGUCGGAAUCAAACCGUUGAAAUCCGUCACCGUAAAUUAAAUGCGGAAUAUUGUUUCUGUUAUGGUAGCUAUUGUAACGGUGAUAUGCUGGAAAAAGAGCGAAAUUCUCGAAAAACAAAAUUCCAGACAAAAAACCGGAACGGCACCAUAAACUCAUCAACUGAUCGUUAUUCCUUGCAUAUUAUUCAACUAAUAAUGCUUAUUGCAAAUUAUGUGCUUUGA
This is a messenger RNA of Thelazia callipaeda (thelaziosis nematode), 552 nucleotides long. NCBI's taxonomy places the organism in Eukaryota, Metazoa, Nematoda, Chromadorea, Rhabditida, Thelaziidae. The record is from the annotation of a GenBank genome assembly.